Molecule: messenger RNA, 1851 nt
Organism: Ricinus communis (castor bean)
Lineage: Eukaryota; Viridiplantae; Streptophyta; Magnoliopsida; Malpighiales; Euphorbiaceae
Product: pectinesterase 2
Exons: 2
Coding region: 85-1629 (514 amino acids)
Biological process (GO): cell wall modification
Molecular function (GO): pectinesterase inhibitor activity; pectinesterase activity
Source: RefSeq, a predicted model, not a curated record
AAAGUUAAGGACAAGAACACAAACUCUUAAACCCUGUACCUUUUGGAUCAUACAUUUCAACAAAGAAAUUCAUCCUUAAACAUCAUGGAGCCUAGAAUUCUGCUAGCACUUGCGUUUGCACCUCUCCUUUUGUCCCCAACAGUUUUGGGGUACAACCAUAUUGAGGUUCAGUCUUGGUGCAGCAAAACACCCAAUCCAGGACCGUGCGAAUACUUUUUAAGCCACAAUCCAAAGAACACUCCCAUCACCCAUGAGUCUGAUUUUCUCAAAAUCUCUACUGAAUUAGCCUUGCAGCGUGCAAUCCAUGCACAGGUCAAUACGUACUCAUUAGGCACAAAGUGCAGAAAUGAGCGUGAAAAGACUGCUUGGGCAGAUUGCCUUGAGCUCUAUGAAUAUGCCGUCCUCUGGCUCAACCAUACCACCACUAGCAAGUGCACCAAAUAUGAUGCGCAAACGUGGCUCAGCACUGCUUUAACCAACCUAGAAACCUGCCGGACUGGGUUCAUGGAGCUUGGAGUGUCUGAUUAUGUGCUGCCCUUAAUGUCCAAUAAUGUGUCAAAAUUAAUUAGCAACACUUUGGCUAUUAACAACGUACCAUAUGAGGAACCUACUUACAAAGGUGGGUUUCCUACAUGGGUCAAACCUGGUGACCGAAAGCUCCUGCAAACAACUACACCGGCUUCUCAAGCUAACAUCGUAGUGGCUAAAGAUGGGUCAGGAAAUUUCAAGACAAUUAACGAAGCAGUUGCUGCAGCAUCAAAAAGGUCAGGAAGCGGAAGAUUCAUAAUAUAUGUGAAGGCAGGAGUAUAUAACGAAAACGUUGAGAUAGGAACAAAGUUGAAGAAUCUUAUGUUCGUGGGUGAUGGUAUAGGGAAAACUAUUGUGACAGGAAGUAAAAGUGUCGGAGGAGGCGCUACCACCUUUAGGUCCGCAACCUUUGCCGUUGUUGGAGAAGGAUUUAUUGCCCGCGACAUGACAUUCAGAAAUACUGCGGGUCCGGAAAACCACCAAGCGGUAGCUCUACGUUCCGGUGCAGAUCUCUCGGUGUUCUACAAAUGCAGCUUCGAAGGAUAUCAAGACACUCUAUAUGUCCAUUCUCAAAGACAAUUCUAUAGAGAAUGCGACAUAUACGGAACAGUGGACUUCAUUUUUGGCAAUGCUGCAGUUGUUCUUCAGAACUGCAACAUCUUUGCACGCAACCCUCCCAACAGAACCAACACUCUUACCGCCCAAGGAAGGACUGACCCUAAUCAAAACACUGGAAUUUCCAUCCAUAAUUCUAGAGUCACAGCAGCUUCUGAUUUAAGCCCAGUCCAAAGCUCCGUCAGGACAUAUCUUGGUAGGCCUUGGAAAGAAUAUUCGAGGACUGUUUUCAUGAAAACUUUCCUCGACAGCUUGAUCAAUCCGGCUGGUUGGAUGGAGUGGAGCGGCAAUUUUGCUCUCGAUACUUUGUAUUAUGGAGAGUACAUGAACACCGGACCUGGCUCAUCUACAGCUAACAGAGUUACUUGGAAAGGUUAUCGUGUCAUCACCAGUGCAGCCGAAGCAUCACAGUUCACAGUCCAGAAUUUCAUCUCAGGAAAUUCUUGGUUGCCAGGCACUAAUGUACCAUUCACCCCUGGCCUUUAACUAAUUAGUUUGUGAAUGUAUUAAAGGUAUACAUAUUGUUAUUUCAAGUGCCCAUAUAUAUAUAUAUAUAUAUUCAUGGGCACUUAUUGAGUUCUUCGGGCACAAAAAUAAAUACCCAUUGCCCAAAAAUAUAAGAAAAUAAAUGGGUUCAUUUUCAUUAUGGGUAAUUUUAUUGGUGAUUGUAUCUUUCGUAAAAUUGUAACUUUGAAAGUAAUUAUUCAA